AUGAAGGCGGCGAAGCGGGGAGCGAAGGCGCCUCGUGCUGGUGGCGGGCGGGGGGAUCUCAGCGGCCCGCAGAUGCCACCCACCGUCAUCUCUGACUCGCGGUUCGCCGCGCUCCACUCCGACCCGCGCUUCGCGGUGAGCUUCGACAGCAGCCGCUCUGGCUGCUUGACGGUGGGCGUGGAAAUGCGAUGGUUGAAGGUCGCGCUGCUGUCGCCUGCGCGCCCACCUUGGCGGCAGCCCAGUCGCCGUCCUCCAACACGCCACGUGCCUCACCCCCUGCCAUGCCCCUCCCACUUCAUGCCUCUCUCGCAUCCUCUCGCCCUUCCUGCCAAUCCCGCCUGCCGUGCUACACACAUUCGCAGCAAGUCAUUCCGCCUCUCCCCACUUUCCCGUUUCCCCAUCGCCUUUCCCCAGCCCGCCCCUUGUCCGACUCCCCUGCGCCCUCUGUCCGCCCCAUUCGUCCCACGCGCUCUCCAUCUGCCCGACCCUCGUCACCCCCAUGCACCCCUCGUCACUUCCACGCACCCCGCGUCAACUCCCAUGCACCCCUCGCCACCCUUGCGUUCCCCCCCCCAGCGCGUGCCGGUGCGCGAGACGCGCGUGGCGGUGGACGCGCGGUUCUCCGGCAUGUUCCUCUCGGCGCAGUUCGGCGAGGCGGGCGGCGUGGACAAGCGCGGACGGCGGCGCGAGGCGCAGCGAGGGGCCGACCUGAAGCGGUACUACCACGUGGAUGAGGGGGAAGAGGGGGAGGCGGGGGAGGCGGGGGAGGGAGAAGGGGAGGUGAAUGAGGGAAGCGGGGAGAAGGAAAAGCAGGUAGAAGCAAGGGCGCGUAAGGAGGAGGAGGAGGAGGAGGAGGAGGAGAAGGAGGAGGAGGAGGAGGAGGAGGAGGAGGAGGAGGAGGAGGAGGAGGAGGAGGAGGAGGAGGAGGAAGAGGAGGGGGAGGUGCAUGAGAGUGAUGAAGAAGAGGAGGGGGAGGGCUCAGAUGACUCGUCCUCCUCUUCCUCAUCAGACUCGGAGAGUGAGAGCGAUGAAGAGGCUUCAACCGCACAGGUGCUUGCCUUACUCCCACCCCUCUCUUCUCACCUUUUCCCUCUGCACCGCUCCAUUUUCCCACCACCACAUGCUGCUUCGGCCGCUCCCCACUCCCACUCAUCUUUGCUCCACCCCCUCCUCUCUCCCCUCAUCGCCCCACAUCCCGCGCUGCCCCUUGUCGCGCCGCCGCAAGGACAUGGGAGGGGAGCAGGCAAGGACAUGGGAGGGGAGCAGGCAAGGACAUGGGAGGGGAGCAGGCAAGGACAUGGGAGGGGAGCAGGUAAGGACAUGGGAGGGGAGCAUGGGGAAGAGCAGAGCCAUGCACAGUGGCUGGACUACUUCCAUGCACAGUGGCUGGACUACUUCCAUGCACAGUGGCUGGACUACUUCCGUGCACAGUGGCUGGACUACUUCCAUGCACAGUGGCUGGACUACUUCCAUCCACAGUGUCUGGACUACUUCCAUGCACAGUGGCUGGACUACUUCCAUGCACAGUGGCUGGACUACUUCCAUGCACAGUGGCUGGACUACUUCCAUGCACAGUGGCUGGACCACUUCCGUGCACAGUGGCUGGACUACUUCCAUGCACAGUGGCUGGACUACUUCCGUGCUCCGUCUUGCUGCACGCUCACUGCCAUCUCACUGGACAUCCUGGUGGUGCUGCGCUCCUUCGUGCCGCCCGGCGGGCGCAUCACAGCCGUCACCGUGUACCCCUCUGACUUCGGCCGCCAGCAGAUGCACGCCGAGCUUGAGCGCGGCCCCCAGGGCCUCUUCCAGGCGGGCAGGGGGGCAAAGGGGACGGCAGGCAGGGGGCCUCAGGUGCAGGGGGGUGAGGGCGGUGAAGAGGAGGAAGGGGAGAGCAGUGAGGAGGGCGAGGGCGUGGAUGCGGAGAGGCUGAGGGAGUACGAGAAGUCCAAGCUCAGGUACUACUAUGCGGUGGUGGAGUGUGACAGCGCGGCCACGGCGGCACACGUGUAUGGGGAGUGUGACGGCAUGGAGUUUGAGAACAGUGCCAACCAGCUCGACCUGCGCUUCAUCCCCGACGCCAUGGCCUUCAACCACCGACAGCCCCGCGACUCCUGCACCCAGGUGCCAUGUCACCCCUCCGUGUGGUGUGACCCCUCCGUGCCAUGUCACCCCUCCGUGCCAUGUCACCCCUCCGUGCCAUGUCACCCCUCCGUGCCAUGUCACCCCUCCGUGCCAUGUGACCCCUCCGUGUGGUGUGACCCCUCCGUGCCAUGUCACCCCUCCGUGCCAUGUCACCCCUCCGUGCCAUGUCACCCCUCCGUGCCAUGUCACCCCUCCGUGCCAUGUGACCCCUCCGUGCCAUGUCACCCCUCCGUGUGGUGUGACCCCUCCGUGCCAUGUCACCCCUCUGUGCCAUGUCACCCCUCCGUGCCAUGUCACCCCUCCGUGCCAUGUCACCCCUCCGUGCCAUGUCACCCCUCCGUGCAUGGAGUCGUGCUGGUGCCAGGGGACUACGAGGCACCGCUGUUCACCACGCGGGUGCUGCAGCACAGCACCUUGAAGCUCACGUGGGACGAGGACGACCCCAUCCGCGUGCGAGCGCUGCGCCGCAAGUUCGCCUCCGACCAGGUGGCGGAUCUGGACUUCCACGACUACCUCGCCUCGUCCUCGGGCGAGGACGAGGAGGAGGGGGAAGAGGAGGAAGAGGAGAAAGAGGAGGAGCAGGACGAGGAGGAAGAGAGAAAGGAGAAUGGUGGCAGGAAGGAGGAGGGAAAGAAGAAGGGCGGAGGCACAAGAGAGAAGCUGAGGAUGCUGUUGAAGGGGCUGGCGGGGGAUGGCGGAGGCAAGGGGAAGAAGGGGAAGGGGAGACCGGGAGAGGCAGAGGGGGAGGAGUCGGAUGGGGAGGGGUGGGGGUCAUCAGGGGUGGAGGGCGACAUGGAGGUCACGUUCAGCACGGGGCUGGCGGCGCUGGGCGACAAGCUGGCGCGGCGCCGCAGCGAGCAGCAGCGCAGUGGCAGCGAGACGGUGUUUGAGGCGUACCAGCGCCAGCGCAAGGAGCGCCGCAAGGAGCGCCGCCGCCUGGCCGAGGCGAGCAAGGCGGCAGGAGGGGGCGCAGGGGGGAGUGCGGAGGAGGAGGCAGGAAGCGACGACGAUUUGUACGACAGCAGGCGCGUGCAGCAGGAGGACGACCCGUUCUUUGCCCUGCCCGCAGAUGAGGACCCCUUUGCUGAUCCCUUCUUUGCCUCCACUCAUGCCGGUGCUGCUGUGGGCAACGGAGGGGCUGGAGUGGUGAAGGGAGUGAAAGCAGGGAAGAGUGAGUAUGAGAGGAAGGCGGAAGAGCGCGAGAGGAAGAGGGCGGAGCGGGAGCAAGAGAGGGCAGAGGAGGAGAGGCGGCGGGCGGAGCUGGAGCUGCUGCUGAUGGAGGGGGGCGAGGGCGGGGGGGUGAAGGGGUUGAACCUCACGGCGCACGCACGCACGGCCAACGAGCAGCGCCGCGUGCAGGGCAGAGGGGCGAGGGGGGCGCAUGGCGCAGCGGGGGAGGAGGAGGCUGACGGGGAGGGAGGAAGAGCACGGUCGGUGGGUGGUGGGGGCAAGGUGGGGAGGGGCGGAAGGAAGGGGAGGAGUGUGGAGCAGGCGGGGCAGGAGGCGGGGCGGGGUGUGGACGUGGACGUGAAUGACCCACGCUUCGCUGCUCUCUUCACCUCUCCGCACUUCGCCAUCGACCCCACCGACCCCCGCUUCCUCAAGUCGUCAGCCCCGCAGCGCCUGAUAGCGGAGAAGCAGCGCCGCCGCGUGCCAAGUGGCGCAGCGGGCGGGGGAGCAGCGGGUGGUGGCGGGAGUGGCAGCAGUGUGAAGCUGGCAUGGUUGUAUAGUACUUUGUGCCGUUUCGAACGCACUCUCGCCGCCUUCCCAUCGAUUCUCGCUCGCCCUCCCGUUCCGAUCAUCCUCGCGCCGUCCGUUCCGUCGUUCGUCCCGUCGCCGUCCCUUCGCCUUCCCGUCACCGUCCCGUCGCCGUCUUGUCGCCUUCCCGUCGCCGUCCCGUCGCCCUCCCUCUCUGUUCGCCUUUCAAUCUCUGUUCGCCAUUCAACUCUCCGUUCGCCCUUACCCUCUCCGUUCGCCCCUCCCCUCUCCGUUCGCCCUUCCCCUCUCCGUUCGCCCUUCCUCUCUCCGUCGCGCUUCCCCUCUCCGUUCGCCCUUCCCCUCUCCGUUCGCCCUUCCCCUCUCCGUUCGCCCUUCCCUCUCCGUUCGCCAGUCCCCUCUCCGUCGCGCUUCCCCUCUCCGUUCGCCCUUCCCCUCUCCGUUCGCCCUUCCUCUCUCCGUUCGCCCUUCCUCUCUCUGUGGCGCUUCCUCUCCCGCCGCCCCUCUUCUCUCCCGUCGCCCCUCUUCUCUCCCGUCGCCCCUCCUCUCUCCCGUCAACCUUCCUCUCUCUCCUUACUACGUCGCUCUCGCUGUUCUCGCUCGAAGUACUACCGUGCCUGA
Molecule: messenger RNA, 4479 nt
Organism: Closterium sp. NIES-65
Lineage: Eukaryota; Viridiplantae; Streptophyta; Zygnematophyceae; Desmidiales; Closteriaceae
Source: the annotation of a GenBank genome assembly